Molecule: messenger RNA, 1035 nt
Organism: Vicia faba (fava bean)
Lineage: Eukaryota; Viridiplantae; Streptophyta; Magnoliopsida; Fabales; Fabaceae
Source: the annotation of a GenBank genome assembly
AUGGGACUUCAUCACAGAAAACUCCUAACAUGUGAAUUCUUGUGUCAUGAUGUAGACUCUUGUUCCACAGACUGUGAUGCCUGUAUCAACGACUGCUACCACCCUCCACCACCACCAUCUAACCACACCAAACACAAAACCUCAACUUACUUGAUCAUAAGUUUUUCUAUUGUAGCAGCUAUUUUCAUUGUUCUGUGCUGCUAUGCUAUCUAUGUCAAGUUUUUCUCCCGUAGGAACAGUUCAAGAAGGAGAACCUUGUUAACAAGGCAACAAACGGAACAUGGUUUUGCCGUUGAUGAACAACAUGAUGAUGGUUCUGUUGUUGACCAUCCCAUAUGGUAUAUUCGAACUCCUGGUCUUCAACAAGCAGUUAUUAAUGCAAUCACUGUUGUUAAGUUUAAGAAAGGUGAAGGCUUGAUUGAUGGGUCAGAUUGUUCUGUUUGUUUGAGUGAGUUUGAGGAAGAUGAGAAUCUUAGACUUUUGCCUAAGUGUAACCAUGCUUUUCAUUUACCAUGUAUUGAUACAUGGCUUGGAUCACACACUAGCUGUCCUAUGUGUAGAGCUCCUAUUGUUGUUGAUCCUUUAAGGAUUCCUUCUAUGGAGCCUAAUGUUUUUGUCGAAAGUUCUCGGAUCCGAGAUUCGGAAAAUAAUGGUGGAAAUGGAAAUGGAAUUGAAGAUAGUGUUGUUGGUGAUCAAUUGAGAAAUGGUGAAGAAGAAGAAGAAGAAGAAGCAAGGGAAGAGGUUGAGGAAAAUGAGAGUUCAAGAUUAGAGAUGGUAAAUGUGCAGCCUAGAAGAUCAGUUUCUUUUGAUUCUUCUUCUGCUGCUAAGAUCAAUCUUGCUCUUUCCAAUAAGCAAGAGGUAGGUGAAGUCAAUGAACAAAUUAUUUCAAAAAGGGUUGGUGAAAUUGGCAAUAUGGUAAAUAUACAUAGUGCUCCUAGUUCAAUGGAUAGGUCAAGAUCCUUCAAUGGAAAACACCUACUAUCUUUGUAUAGCAGCAAUCAGAAGAAGUUAAAUGUUCCACCUAGAAGCUUUUGA